GGUCGGCACAGGCAGAGGUAUGGCAUUCAAAACUAACAGAGAGGCCUUGAAGCUAACUGACGAGAAGGAACGGAUGUUCAAAGUCGGAGCCGAGCCGUCAAGCAAAGGUGAGACAUGCUCCACCCACAGUCAACGCCCCUUGGCUCAAAGCAGCAGGCGCCGCUUUGUCCCCUUAACUACACCUUAGUCAUAUUUCCAACUCCAUAAAGAGGUGUUUGACAUCUCUGCGUCCAUGUCUGAGCAGAAAGAGGCGGCGCCCAGUCCGGGCAUCCAGCCUUAUCGCGCGGCCGCCUAUACAUUCUCUUUCCAGCCUGCAAAUCCGACACGGCAUACGAGGGACCCAAGGUACACUACCUUGAUUCCUCGUGCUCUUCUUGGGAGAGCCGUCCCCAAGCCUGUGCCCUCAGAGCCAUGGGCCACAGAUGACCUGUAUUCCUACGGUUACCCCUCCCCUGACGUUACCUCUUCCAGAGGAUCGCGUACUAAGAGUGCCUGGGGAGAAGAUCAAUACCUCAAGCACGACGUUGAGGACAGCUUCUAUCCUGAGCUCUACGUCUUCAACACCUCUCCAGUCGUACAUCAGUCUGCCGAGAAGAUUGCAACCUCAGAUGAGGUGUCGAAGCUCUUUCAAGAGCUGAACGACGUUGUAGGAGAUGGCAAAACACCUAAGGCGUACAGGGGCCUCUACGACACCGACGCCCCGGGAGCUGGUGAGACAGUGAAAGUCUCUAUGACGACCAAAAUCUGCAAGUUGAGCGAGUCUGUGCGUGCGCAGCUGAGUGCAGGCAAUUCCACUUACAGCAAAUGCGUCCCAAAGGGACCCGCGGCACGUCGCAACACAAAAGAGAAUGACAAAGACGAAGACGUCAGAGUCGACAUCUUGGUACAAGCAUCCAACCCUUCGCCGACACAAAUUGACGGGGAGUCUGUCCGCUGGUCGAACGCUGUUUCCUUCACAGAAGUCAAGGCGAGAGAUGACGUCGAUUGGAGGGAUAGGCUCAUUCUGCAGAUCUCACGCUACGCAGGCAAGAUCUGUCGGUAUCGUUCCAUCAUCUCUCACUUGCACUGUGUGACGUGGUGUGGUCACACGGUACGAUUGUGGUACCUCAACGCCGGUGUUCUUGCCUGUUCUCGAUCCUUCGACACUCGAGAGGGUCACGACCAGAUAGAAAUCGUGAAGAUCCUGCGUCUUCUAUGCUUAGAGGAGCACUCUACCCUUCUGUGUGGUCGGUGGGAUGUUGCGGUUCAGAAGAUGUUUGAGGUUCAAGCUGACGGUGAGGCUGAGCCAUUGAAAGCCAAUGCCAUCAAUCGAAUGGGAGCGCUCAAGAUACGGUCAGGACCUUAUGGAGGCCGUACCGCGGUCUUCGCUGAUCAAAUUGGCAGCGACGGCAAGGUACUGAUGCUCAAAGUGUCAUGGCUAGCAGAUACUCUGAGGUCCCACGAGAUGGAGAUGCUACGUGGCAUCCAGUCGGUAGGUCUGCCCUACGCCCCUGAGCCGCUUGGUCUGGCUAAGAUCCCGGCCUCUGGCUUUCGAAGCUCGCCUUGCCAAUAUUUGGACAUCUCACCGAGGAGUGCUAUAAGCUGCUGUGCCCUUUUGACCAAGCAACAUAUCGGAGACCGCAUUGGCCCGCAAGUCACAGGGCAUGACCUUCUAAAGAUUCACAUACAGCUUGCCGAGCAGCUACUCAAACUCGCAGAGAGGGAGUAUCAUUACCGUGACAUCAACGAGGGCAACGUUCGAGUCCUGCACGGCUACACAGAUGUUCUACUUCUUGUUGAUUUUGGCAAUAUGCGAAAGGGCCUUAGCCCAACAGGAUAUUCGGAAAUGACGUACGCUGAAGCGAUGGUUGACAGGGCUACUGACGACACGAGAGCGGCAAAUCCAAUGUUUCUGCCUACCUCCUCUGUUCCACUUAAGCUCGCAAUCACACGUUGGGAAGACGGCUUGGAGCAAGUGCAGAGCGACUUCCAACGUGCGGUGGACGGGAAUGCCAGCAAUGGCGUCCGAUCAGGUCUACAACACGUUUCAGCCCAGCUCAACUACUUUCGUACGGUACUACGGAAGCUAGCUAUGCAGUCCCAUCGUUACAUUGACGACUUGGAGAGUGCGUUGUACUUGCACGUCUGGACGGUAAGUAAGUCGGGCACGCUCAUCGACGCGCAAGUCUAACUUCACUGUCUUUCCCCUGUGCGUCGUUUGGGUUUUGCUUGCUCUGCGUCUCCCCUCUCCUUGCCGCAGAGAGCCUCCAACUCUCACGAGACCGGGAAUGGGAAUGGGAACGUAGCAAUCUUG
Messenger RNA from Microstroma glucosiphilum, 2293 nucleotides. RefSeq lists its product as hypothetical. Bases 233 to 2170 code for a protein of 645 amino acids. The record is from RefSeq and is a predicted model, not a curated record. The transcript is spliced from 3 exons. Lineage: Eukaryota; Fungi; Basidiomycota; Exobasidiomycetes; Microstromatales; Microstromataceae.